AUGUUACAACUUAUCGAAUCUGAAGUGGCCGCAAAACCCACUCUUACAACAACCACAAAUCCUCGUCAUAAACCCAGGUUCUAUGCUGUUCUCGGCGGACCAGGCUCGGGAAAAUCCACCAUCUGCGCAUCAUGGGCCAAGCUGGAUGGCGGCGUUAUGCACAUUGCCAUUGGAGAUAUCUUACGUAGCGAGGCAAAGCGGCCUGAUAGCCCGUAUGCCGAAGUUCUCAAAGCCAAUCUUGCAAAAGGCGCAAUCGGCGAUCCGGAGAUGACAGUCGGUCUUAUCAAGGACCACAUGCGCACAACGAUCAAAGCCGCAAGCGGGCCUAUACACACCUAUCUUCUCGACGGAUUUCCCCGUGCUCUUGCAUCGGCCCAAUACUUUGAGCGGACCGUCGGUCCUCUCAGUGGAGUCAUCAUCCUCGAUAUACCCGAGGCGACUCUCAUAGAUCGAUGCCGCCAGCGAAACCGGUCCGAUGACAACGAGGAUGCCAUUCGCGAACGCAUCCGCGUUUAUAACACCAAGUCAGCCGAGGUUGUCGCUGCCUAUCACCUACAGGGCAAGGUUUCUUAUGUGACACAGCCACCUGACUCGCAUAUCCGGCCGUGGACAGGAGUUUUGAGCGCUAUGAUGAUGGACUCUUACUUGCCCUUGGACAUCCCCGAAACCGUGCUUCGAGAUGUUGUUGCUUGCGGAAUCCUCAUCUGGAGGUUCUGUGACAUACGUUACGAUCGCCGCGGGGGAGAUGCUCGCUGA
Messenger RNA from Neurospora tetraspora, 756 nucleotides. RefSeq names its product adenylate kinase-domain-containing protein. The coding region runs from base 1 to 756 and encodes 251 amino acids. The record is from RefSeq and is a predicted model, not a curated record. NCBI's taxonomy places the organism in Eukaryota, Fungi, Ascomycota, Sordariomycetes, Sordariales, Sordariaceae. The transcript is spliced from 2 exons. Gene Ontology annotation, molecular function: UMP kinase activity; ATP binding. Gene Ontology annotation, cellular component: cytoplasm; nucleus. Gene Ontology annotation, biological process: CDP biosynthetic process; UDP biosynthetic process.